CUCCAUGUCUUAAGACUUGAUCUGACCGCGCAUACUGGACACUCAUUUGCCUGCCUUCGUCCUCGUCAGCGUACCAUGGCCACGCCUCGCCACUGCAGUCGCUACAAAGACGUACUGCUCUCUCGAGCCAACAUCGAAGCAUUGAUUGCCACAGGACGCAAGGUGGUUAUCCUCGAUGGAGCUGUGUUGAAGGUGGACGCAUGGCUUCCAUACCAUCCGGGAGGCGACAAGGCUAUCCUUCAUAUGGUCGGCAGAGAUGCUUCGAACGAGAUCAAAGCCUUCCAUUCGCAAGAGACGCAGCAGUUGAUGCAGAAGUACUGCAUUGGCAAGAUUGAAGGCCAAUGGACGGACUUUGUGCCUCCGAUACAAGGGGGUGAGUUCAGGACAGAGGAGCAGCAGCGGGCAACAUCAUCAUCAGUGGUAGAAGAGCAGGACGAGGAGGAUGAAACACAAGACUCGUCGGCAAGCUCCCAGACAUCCUCGCCACUCUUUGAAGCUUCAGACCACGACCAAAGUAACAUCCGCAGGCGGAGAGGAAGCUGUGCUGGAGCGAGCGAAUCUUCUGCAACAUCGCUUGAUACGCUCGCUAUUGGGGAACCAGCGAUACAUGACAAGAGGGAAUACCCGGCAGAGGAGCGAACACAACAAGAGCGUGACCAUGACCUCGCAACAUACCCCUCACUGGACCAGAAGACGCAGGCAACAAUCAUACACAAGUACAAGGAACUGGACGAGAAGCUGAAGGCUGCUGGUCUGUAUAGCUGCAACUACACAGCCUACGCCAUCGAAACAACACGUUACACCCUCCUUGCUUGCUUAGCUUACUACUUUCUCCAAAAACAAUGGUAUAUCCUCUCCGCCGCCUUCCUGGGCAUGCUCUGGCACCAACUCGUCUUCACUGUCCACGAUGCAGGCCACAUGGGUAUCACCCACAACUUCCACAUCGACAGCACCAUCGGAAUCCUCAUUGCAGACUUCCUCGGCGGCCUCUCAUGCUGCUGGUGGAAACGGAACCAUAACGUCCACCACAUUGUCACAAACUCCACCGAACACGACCCAGACAUCCAACACAUGCCAUUUUUCGCUAUCAGCCACAAAUUCUUCUCCAACUUGACAUCAACAUAUUACGACCGAAUCAUGACCUACGACCCUUUCGCACAAUUUGUACUCAAAUACCAACACUAUCUGUACUACCCCAUCCUCUCCUUCGGCCGUUUCAACCUCUACGUCCUCUCCUGGCAAUACAUUUUCUUGGGUCAAGGUCCUCGCAAAGGUCCCGCCUGGUGGCAUCGCUACCUCGAAAUGGCCGGCCAAGCUUUCUUCUGGUACUGGUUCGGCUAUCUCGUCGUCUACAAAUCCGUAGACACCAACCUCCAUCGCUUCCUCUACGUGCUGGUCAGCCACGCCAUCACCAUGCCCGUACACGUACAAAUCACGCUUUCUCAUUUCGCCAUGUCGACUUCAGAUCUUGGCGUGGCGGAAUCUUUCCCGCAGCGCAUGUUGAGAACGACUAUGGAUGUGGACUGUCCGACGUGGCUGGACUUUUUCCAUGGCGGAUUGCAGUUCCAAGCUGUCCAUCAUCUGUUUCCGAGGAUGCCGAGACAUAAUCUAAGGACUGCGCAGAAGUUUGUCAUGGAGUUCUGCGAAGAGGUGGGGAUUCCCUACACGAUUUAUGAUUUUGCGGAAGGGAAUGGAAAGGUCAUUGGGAGGUUGGGGGAUAUUGCAAAACAGGCGAGAAUCAUGAGCGAGUGUCAAAAAGCAGCGUUUCGGGAUGUGAUAGAAGGGCAUUGAGGAGCCAGACAGCACAGCUUGAUGAUGAGUAUGCAGGCAUGCUAUAGUCCUGUGAGCGGCAACGAACAGUACGUGUGCGUGUGUGUGUAGAUAGACACAGGGCUUGCAGAGGAACGACUCCAGCUCCCAUUCAAUCAGAUCUGCG
This is a messenger RNA of Sphaerulina musiva SO2202, 1936 nucleotides long. Its product is annotated as fatty acid/sphingolipid desaturase. Lineage: Eukaryota; Fungi; Ascomycota; Dothideomycetes; Mycosphaerellales; Mycosphaerellaceae. Bases 76 to 1791 code for a protein of 571 amino acids. Gene Ontology annotation, biological process: lipid metabolic process. Gene Ontology annotation, cellular component: membrane. The record is from RefSeq and is a predicted model, not a curated record. Gene Ontology annotation, molecular function: oxidoreductase activity, acting on paired donors, with oxidation of a pair of donors resulting in the reduction of molecular oxygen to two molecules of water. The transcript has a single exon.